Messenger RNA from Caenorhabditis briggsae, 1101 nucleotides. Lineage: Eukaryota; Metazoa; Nematoda; Chromadorea; Rhabditida; Rhabditidae. The record is from RefSeq and is a predicted model, not a curated record. Gene Ontology annotation, biological process: protein demethylation. The coding region runs from base 1 to 1101 and encodes 366 amino acids. The transcript is spliced from 7 exons. Gene Ontology annotation, molecular function: protein methylesterase activity.
AUGUCAGAGGACGACGAAAUGGAUAUGCUGCCGGACCUACAGCCGGUCAUGCCGCAUAGUAUGUCUCACAGGCCGAAUGAUCUACUCCGUCGAGCAGUCACCCACGGAAGACCUCCACCGGCUCCAUCAGCAAGUUCCUACGGAAAACGAAAAGAAAUGGCUGCUCUCCCAUGGUCCGACUUUUUCGAUAAGAAGAAAGAAGUAAACAUUGAUGGGGACAUAUUCAAUGUUUAUUUGAAGGGUACCCAAGGACCAAUUUUCUACUUGCUUCACGGAGGAGGUUAUUCCGGACUUACCUGGGCUUGUUUUGCGAAAGAGUUGGCGAGAUUGGUAGAUUGCAGAGUGAUUGCUCCGGACUUAAGAGGUCAUGGUGAUACCAAAUGUGCUGAUGAGCAUGAUCUUUCAAAGGAGACACAGGUGAAAGAUAUCAGCGAGAUUCUCAAUAAAGUUUAUGGAAGAACAGACGAGCUGGUCACUAUUGUGGGUCAUAGUAUGGGUGGUGCACUUGCUGUUCACACUCUGAAUGCAAAAGCACUGUCUGCAAAAGUUGCUGCUCUCAUCGUCAUUGAUGUCGUCGAAGGCUCAGCAAUGGAAGCAUUGGGUGGAAUGGUUCAUUUCUUACAUUCACGUCCAUCAUCAUUCGAUUCUGUUGAUAAAGCCAUUCGAUGGUGUCUGUCUUCUGGAACAGUCAAAAACCAAACAGCUGCUCGGGUUUCGAUGCCUUCCCAGGUUCGAGAAGUUUCCGAGAACGAAUUUACGUGGAGAAUCGAUUUGACGACCACAGAACAAUACUGGAAGGGAUGGUUCGAAGGACUGUCUUGUGAAUUCUUGAGUUGCUUUGUUCCUAAGCUCCUUGUCUUGGCAGGAGUGGACAGACUAGAUAAGGGCCUUACAAUUGGCCAAAUGCAAGGGAAAUUCCAAACUUGUGUUCUUCCAAGAGUUGGGCAUUGUGUACAGGAAGACAGCCCAGAAAAACUCGCCGAUGAAGUGGCGCGUUUUGUAAUCCGUCAUAGAAUCGCUAAACAGAACCUCAAUAUUCCUAACUUUGCUCCAUCACAAGAUCCAGCAAUUCGUUUGUACGAGCAACGCCAUCAUCACUAA